AAAGGAUUGAUUUCUUUAAAUUGUUACUUUAUUUGUUUUUGCCCUACUACAGGACCAUGCGAGAUUGAUUUUCUCAGGACGCAUUAUUUAUCAAGAUCUCUUGUUUUUUGACAUGGCAAGCGAUCGUUCCUUCCCUCGACGUGAAAGAUGGCGGUGGUUUUGUGGAUUACAAUGGCGACUGGGACUUGUCAUUAUAAUGACAUGUGCGGCGCACGGAGUGGACGCCCAGAUUCAAUAUUCUGUUCCAGAAGAGAUGAAGAAAGGCUCAGUCAUCGGUAACGUAGCACAAGAUCUUGCUUUGGACGUGAAACGGCUCCGCUCCGGCCGUGCACGCAUCGUGACAGGAGAAAACAUCCAGUACGCGGAGCUGAGGACAGACAAAGGGCUUCUCGUCGUGAGUGAGAGAAUAGACCGUGAGCAGCUCUGCGGAGACGUGACGCCCUGCAGCCUCAGCUUCGAAAUCAUUUUAGAAAAUCCAAUCGAGCUUCACAGGGUCACCGUCGAAAUUUUAGACAUAAACGAUAACACGCCGUUUUUCCCGAAUAAGGACAUUAUGUUUGAAACGAGCGAAUCGGCUGCAAUUGGCGCAAAAUUUCCUGUUGAAAGCGCAUUCGAUCCUGACGUGGGGCUAAACGGAUUGCAGAAUUAUAUUCUAUCACCAAACAAUUAUUUCAUUCUGAAGCAACAUGCAAACCCAGACGGCAGUAAAUACGCCGAAUUAGUGCUCCAAAAGCCUUUAGACAGAGAGGGGCAUCCCAGCCUCUUAUUGAAAGUAAUAGCCGUAGAUGGCGGAACCCCGCAAAGAUCUGGCACUGUCAAUAUAAAUAUGUUCAUUUUAGACGCAAAUGACAACGCCCCUGUGUUUAACCAAACACUUUACAGGGCUGCCGUGGUGGAAAAUGCGCUAAAGGGAACAUAUAUAACAAGCGUUAACGCCAGUGAUGCGGACAUUGGCUCUAAUGGCGAAAUAUUAUUCAGUUUUGCAAAAAACAAAGGAAGUACAGUCAAUAUGUUCAAUAUUGAUGAAAACACAGGUGUGAUUUCAGUUGCAGACAUCAUUGACUAUGAAAAAGAGAAAAAGUAUGAGCUCAGGGUGGAGGCCAGGGAUCGAGGAGGUUUAACAGGGACGAGUAAAGUUAUAAUUGAUGUUAAUGACGUCAAUGAUAAUGUUCCAGUUAUAACCAUUAUGUCGUUUUCCAACACGGUGUCAGAAGACGCCCCCCUUGGCACAACAAUAGCUGUUAUUAAUGUGAAAGAUGCUGAUUCGGAGAAAAACGGACAAAUUCGAUGUUCAAUUGAUAAUAAACUCCCUUUUAAAAUUCAGUCAUCAUUAACUAACUAUUAUAAUUUGGUGUCAGAUAAACAUUUGGAUAGAGAGGUUACUCAUGAGUACAACAUAACGGUAACUGCUACUGAUUCAGGGACUCCACCUCUGUUCAGCUUUGUUACUCUGCAACUUAGAAUACUGGAUGUAAAUGACAAUUGCCCAGUAUUUGAUAAAAGCUCAUAUUCUGCUUACAUUAUGGAGAAUAAUUUGCAGGGAGCCUCUAUAAUUGCUGUUUCUGCACAGGACUCAGACUGGAAUCAAAACGCCAGGAUAUCAUAUUUUUUGGAGGAUACACAAAUCAGUGGUAGCCCAGCUUCUCGUUACGUGUCCAUCAACUCUGAUACAGGUGUUCUGCACGCAGUUCAUUCAUUUGAUUAUGAACAAAUUAAAGAAGUUCAGCUAAAUGUCAAAGCGCAGGAUGGAGGCUCCCCUCCACUCAGUAGUAACGUGACUGUGAAAAUAGUGAUCCAGGACCAGAACGACAACACCCCUCAGGUUCUGUACCCGGUCCAGACUGGAGGCUCUGUGGUGGCUGAGAUGGUUCCUCGUUCAGCAGAUGUGGGCUAUCUGGUGACUAAAGUGGUGGCUGUUGAUGUGGACUCUGGACAGAAUGCCUGGCUCUCCUAUAAACUGCAGAAAGCCACAGACAGGGCGCUGUUUGAAGUGGGUUUACAGAAUGGAGAAAUAAGAACUAUCCGCCAAGUCACUGAUAAAGAUGCUGUCAAACAAAGACUGACUGUGUUCGUGGAGGACAACGGGCAGCCCUCUCGUUCAGCUACAGUCAUUGUUAACGUGGCGGUGGCGGACAGCUACCCUGAAGUGCUGUCAGAGUUCACUGACUUUACGCACGACAAGGAGUACAAUGACAACCUGACUUUUUACUUAGUGCUGGCUUUGGCUGUAGUUUCCUUUCUCUUCAUCACGUGUUUAGUGGUUAUUAUAUCAGUGAAAAUCUACAGAUGGAGACAGUCUCGCGUCCUGUAUCACUCAAGUCUCCCGGUGAUUCCAUAUUAUCCACCACGUUACUCAGACACUUUGGGGACAGGGACUCUGCCACACGUGUACAACUACGAGGUGUGCAGGACGACUGACUCCAGAAAGAGUGAGUGUAAGUUCGGCACAGCUGGUAGUCAGAACGUGCUGAUAAUUGACCCCAGUUCUACAGGAACCAUGCAGCGGAUACAGAGUGAAAAGAACAUCCUGGAUGAACCAGACUCUCCUCUAGAGGUGAGUUAA
Molecule: messenger RNA, 2563 nt
Organism: Thalassophryne amazonica
Lineage: Eukaryota; Metazoa; Chordata; Actinopteri; Batrachoidiformes; Batrachoididae
Product: protocadherin gamma-A11-like
Exons: 1
Coding region: 113-2563 (816 amino acids)
Biological process (GO): homophilic cell-cell adhesion
Cellular component (GO): plasma membrane
Molecular function (GO): calcium ion binding
Source: RefSeq, a predicted model, not a curated record